GCCUUCUCACCAUCCUUUCUGACCCUGAUCGCACCCUCCCGAUCAUUCCAGUACGACUGGGGACCUCCAUGAGGGUGUACUCAGCGCUGUGGGAUUUCGGUUCUCAGGGCGACUUCAUUCACCCACGUGUGGUGAAAGAAGCCCGCUUACUCACGACAGGGUCUCCGACUCCCAUCUCCGUCACCCUAGGGGAUGACAAGACUCAGCGCUUCUUCGAUCAGACGGUCACCGACCUCCCUUUCUUCCUCACUCUCGAACCGACUGAUCGUCCCCCGACGUCUCGUCGCCACCGCUCCUCCGCACACUUCGAUGUGAUGGAGACGGGGUACGACUUCAUUCUCGGUACUCCGUGGUCUCGUCGGUUCCGCAGCACCGAGGCCGAUUGGGCGACCAACACUCUCGUUCUCAAAACGAAGUGUGGACAGACGUAUCUCGUACCUUUCAUAGGUACCACUGCGACACCAUGCCCCGAUCCUCCUCCCCCGAAGCCUUCCGUGCCUACACCAUCUCCUUCUAUCACUGUCGCCUCGCCUCGACAGUUCAUCCGCUUCAUCCGACAGGACGACGUCACCUUGUUUAUGGUGAACGUGACGGAUCUCUUACACUAUGAUGCACCCUGUCCCGACGCCGAGCUCAUACUUCUGGAGCCAGAUCCUCCUUCUAUCUCCAUGGCUCCCAUCUCUACUUCCGCCCCUCCGCUGUUCGUCGAGUCCACCCAGUCGUCGUGCACUGACGCUGACGCUGAGGAACUCGAACGCUAUACGGCCGACCUGAAGCCCGCAGUUCGUAACCUCAUUCGACAGUACCACGACGUUUUUCCAUCGUCGUUCUCGUACGCCGGCAUCCCACCGAUGCGCGACGUCGAGCAUUCCAUCCAGCUUGUGCCUGACUAUCGUGUUCACCACCAGGCACCCUACAGACUCUCGAUCCUCGAGGCCACGGAACUCAAGCGUCAUCUUGAGGAGCUCCUUAGACUGGGUUUCAUUAAACCCAACAACUCCCCGUGGGGUGCACCCGUCCUCUUUGCUCGCAAUGCGGAUGAAACUCUUUGUCUCUGCAUCAACUAUCGCGGUCUCAACCGCUACAUGGUUAAGAACAACUACCCCAUGCCUCGUUUCGAUGAGUUGUUCGACCACCUAGCAGGGAACCGCUUCUUUACGAAGAUUGAUCUUCGUAGCGGUUACCAUCAGAUCCGCGCCGCUGCAGCGAACCAGCCGAAGACAGCGUUCCGAUCGCGCUUCGGCCACUACGAGUUUACGGUGAUGCCAUUCGGCCUCACCAACACACCCGCUACCUUCAAGAGGGCGAUGAACAACAUCUUCAAGGACAUCCUGGAGCAGUACGUUCUCAUCUACCUCGACGAUAUCCUGGUUUACAGUCGUAUACUUGAGGAGCACUUGAGACAUCUUCGCGAUGUCCUUGACCGUUUGCGCAGACAUGGCUUCUAUGCCAAGCUGAUUUCAUUGCAUGUAUGUACGUACGUUGCAAGCACUGAGUAGUCGUGUGUGUGCGUUUAUGUUCAAUACUACGGACGAAUAUCGCACACGAGUGUGUUUUCGUGGUGUUAUUUCACCCUCACUACCUAUUGUGUCAACCUCUCACUCAUGUCGCUUAAGUUACACGUCACACUUCCCCCCACCCCCAACAAAAUCACAAACAACGUAGUAUUUGUCAGCGGCCUGUGGGCCGCGAGGUUUAACAAAUUGUGAGAACCUCU
Messenger RNA from Chara braunii, 1717 nucleotides. Lineage: Eukaryota; Viridiplantae; Streptophyta; Charophyceae; Charales; Characeae. The record is from the annotation of a GenBank genome assembly.